Molecule: messenger RNA, 4996 nt
Organism: Bubalus bubalis (water buffalo)
Lineage: Eukaryota; Metazoa; Chordata; Mammalia; Artiodactyla; Bovidae
Gene: ZSCAN30
Product: zinc finger and SCAN domain containing 30
Exons: 4
Coding region: 505-1242 (245 amino acids)
Biological process (GO): regulation of transcription by RNA polymerase II
Molecular function (GO): RNA polymerase II cis-regulatory region sequence-specific DNA binding; DNA-binding transcription factor activity, RNA polymerase II-specific
Source: RefSeq, a predicted model, not a curated record
CCUGUAGCUUCGAGAACUGUCCUUGCAGACAGCGUGUUCGUGGUGUGCGAAUGUAAUAUGGUCCUCUGCCCCAGAUUUACAGAUGGUCGGUUCUAUUUUUAUCUCCUUGAUGCUACACUAAGCUCUAUCGCUAUUUCUAUUUUCCUGUUACAGUCUCCCGUCAACCGUUUUCGACCUGGGGCAGUCCCCACCAGGUCGCACCCAGAGACCCCUCCUUCUCCCGGUCCCCUCAAUGGUCCUCUGAACCCCGCCGCGCCCCCGCCACAGAGCUGCAGUCCUCCGGGCGGCCUAGAGGGGCGCGCCGCCCCCCACUUCCGGCGCGCUCCGCCCGAGGUCAUUCUGCCCCUCACCUGGGGUCAGUCCUCGCCGCCCGCGGAGCGAAGGCAUCGUCCACCUCAGGAGCUCCCUGAAGCAUCAGAACUCAGAAGAAAUCUCGUAGACACAGACCCAUCUGCUCAGCACUUUGGCUAGGCAGCCUCUGAAUUCAGAUUGUCUCUGCCCAGAAUGGCAGGGAAGUCUGCAGCCUUGGCCUACUGUGCUCCAAAAGGGCAAGAAAGACUCAUCGUGGUGAAGGUCGAAGAAGAAAACUGUGUUUGGGGGCAGGACUUUGGCCGUCAGGGAAACGCCUGUAGCCAGGAGGCCUUCCGUCAGCGGUUCAGGCAGUUUGGCUACUCUGACUCCGCGGGGCCCCGGGAGGCGCUGGGCCGGCUCCGUGAGCUUUGCUGUCAGUGGCUGAGGCCCGAGGUGCUCAGCAAGGAGCAGAUCCUGGAGCUGCUGGUGCUGGAGCAGUUCCUAGCCAUCCUGCCCGAGGAGCUGCAGGCCUUGUUCCGAGAGAACCGACCAGAGAGCGGAGAGGACGCCGUGGAGAUGUUGGAGGAGCUGGAGAAGGAGCUCGACGAGCCAAGGCAACAGGACACAGCUCAUGGCCAGGGAAUGACCUGGAAGGAAAUGACAUCUGUGGGAGCACUGAAGUCACCGAGUAUCCAGCUCCAGCCCUUGGAAAAGCGGGGCAAGAAUGAGACUCAGGAGUGCCAGGCUUUCUGUGAGAGAGAGUUAAGGUCUCAGCACUUCCCAGAUGGUCCAGUGGUUAAGAAUUCGUCUGCCAAUGCUGAGGACACGGGUUCCAUCCCUGGUCAGGGAAGAUCCCACCUGCCUCAACUAAACCAGUCCAGCACAACUACUGAAGCCCAUGCUCCACCACACGAGAAGCACCCCAGUAAGAAGCGUGUGCACUGCAAGUAGAGAGUAGCUGCCUCGCCGCAACUAGAGAAAGCCUACAUACAACAGCGAAGACCCAGCAUAAUAAAAAAAAAUUAAAAUUAAUUAAAAAAUUUUUAAAAGAAACUUAGAAAAAAUUAAGGUCUCUAAUAGAAUUUUCUAAUAAUACCCAUAAUAUUCAAAGACCAGUAUUCUGUUUUUUAAUAUUAUGGUCCUACUGUCGAGGCAAUCCCUAAGAUGAAGACGAAUAAUGUAUCAGUAAGAGAAAUUACAUGGUAGCUUGAACAGGGAAAGUUUAGCAUUAAGAAUUAUUAACUAUGACAGGGGAUUAAUUACUAACUAGUUUUUAAAAUCCCCAUUAAGUAUACAGAAAUAACACAUGUAGGGAGUCUCCGGGAUUGAGGUGGAUCACCCCAGAAAGGAACCAGUCUGCAAGAGGGUGCCACAUCCUCUCCCUCCCCUGGCAGAGCUGAGGUCCAGACCUUGUUGAAGAGGGCACAGCUGUGGCCCGCUGAAAUGUUCCCAGAAGUGCUUGCUGGCAGACUUGCUGGGAAACUGCUCUUUGGGGUUUGAGGAUAGCCAUUCAUGGGUCAGGGGAGAGUGUUGUGUUCUAGGGGGCAGAAUUCACUAAGAAGCCACCUUUUUGAGUGCCAGGAGCCCCCCAUGGGGAGGUGCCAUGACACGGAACUUAGUGGAAAGCCAUGCUGAGGGAUGGUGCCCUGCACCUUGCAGGGAAACAAAGAGAGCACACCAGAACCAGGAAGGGAAGACCUUCCUCCUCCAGUGUCUGUUUGGCCCCUAUUGUUAGAGCGCACGUCGUGUCAGCGGCCAGGAGAAGUGUGUCACAGGCAGGGCAUCGAAGCGUGGGCUUGAAGCUGACCAGGGGGCUUUAUGUUAUUGGCAAAGUCAUCCCUAUGGGCAGCACAUACAUCAGGCUUAUUAACUUGUUUUCAUGAACGAGUUUGUUACACCCACCUACCCUUCUGAUUUCAUCUUUACCAAACAAUCUUAUUAAGUUCCCAUGAAACUUAGCUAUAAUAAAAAAGUACAUUAGUCUAGUCUGGUCUGUGUGACGGUUACAUUACUCAUUCAUUCUUAUUGUGGUUUUCCUGCUCAGUUUCAUGAGCUUGGCUAAUGAGAGUUGACCCCAAGAGGUAAAUCUAUUCAUUGUAUGAUGAUAAAGUUAGGUUUAUGAGGCCACAAGGUCAAGGGCUAGCUCUCAGAUUUUGGCAGUUCACCAAAGGAACUCAUGCAUCUGUACGUUGAGACCUCCUGAGAAACUCCCUUCCAGCUCUCCUGACACAUCAUUUGCCAAGUGAACCAUCUUCUGCAUCCAGUAGGAGCUACAUUCAAGUGGAUUUUAACAAUCAUUUCCUCAAGUCCUCUGCCUUAAAGUAGGUAAAUAUCUAAAUCAGUUAGAGUAGAUUAUUUCUAUUUUAAGGUCUUAAGGAAUGAGAGUGUCCUGUAAUUUUUUAAGUCAUUCUUGGUUUUUUCAUUCUGAUAUUUGUUGUGGGCUGAAUUAUGUCCCCCUGCCCCCAAUUUCUGUGUUGAAGCCUUAGCCUCCAGUACCUCAGAAUAUGACUGUGUUUGAGAUAGAGCCUUUAAAGAAGUAAAUAAGUUAACAUGGGAUUGUUAGGGUGAUCUUGAAUCCAGUAUGAUGGUGUCCUUAUAAGAAGAGGAGAUUGGGACAUAACACAAAUUGAGGGACAACCAUAUAAGGACACAGUGGAAAGAAAGCCACUGCAAGCCACAGAGAGGUAGACCUGGAGGGGGGAAAAAAAACCUGUCAACACAUUGAUUUUGGACUUCCAACCUCCAGAACUGUGAGAAAGUAAAUUUCUGUUGUUUAAGCCAUCCAGUGUAUGGUAUUGUGUUAUGGCAGGCAGACUAGCCAACUAAAACAAUCUUAAACUUCUUUUCUGGGUCGAUAUGAACUACUUCCAACUUUAAUUCCAUUUUAUUUUAUUUGUUCAGCAGAGUCCUCAUAAAACACAACCUAUUCUUGAAGGCAGUGAGUACACCACCCUUUAACUUUGUUUUAACUAAGCAUCUCACUGCCUCUGACUCUGUGUUCCAUCUCUCUGGUCAUUCCCCUGGACAUGCUUCAGGUUCUCCACAUUCAUUUGAACCACAGGGAUAAAAAAAUAAAAUACUCUAAUAAAGAUCUGAUUAGUUUAUAAGGUAGAUUCACACCCCUCUUACGUGUUGCACUUUGCAUCUUUUUAUUGUUCACUCUUUCACAGUGGUAUUACAUUUUUGACUCAAUCCAGCCAUCCUCAUCCUCCGUUUAUGCCUGGUUCCCUAAGUAUAUGGCCUUGAAUGGCCUUUACUGGAUUCCUGAUGAAUCUCGUUAUGCUGAUCUCUUUCUUAGUCAUGAGGGUUUCACCUCCACUUCUGAAGGAUUAAUGUGGAUCAUUUCACAUCUUUUACCUAGGUCCUGAGGUUUAAAUCAUUGGAGGAAUCCACUCUGACAGGAUUGUAAGAGCCAUCACGUAAUUUUUACAACCUUACACCCUCGUUAUAUAAUAUAUAAUAUAAUUUUCCUGUAGCUUCUUCACUAGCCUAAUAGUAUGUCUUGCAAGAAGAAAAGUCUGAGUUGAAGAUUUGAGUGCAGGUGGUUUGCUGAGAACAUGCUCUUCAGGAGAACUCUGGAUGGAGUGAGAGAGGUAGGGUUAGGAAGGGGCAAGAUCAAGAAACCUAGCUUUGGCUUAAUCCAUGUGGUGGGGCUUUGCAGGGAUCCCCCCUGGAGCAUAAUUGUACUGCUGAGUUGUCCCUUCUUGAGUUGGGGUGGAGGGUGGUGAGGGUGGAGUAAUUUCCUAGGCCGGGUGGCUUUCAUCUGCCAGGGAAAGUCUCCAGAGAAGGGGACAGCUGUAGGUCAUUAGGAGCCAACAGUUGCAGCAGCUGAGGGAAGGAAGCACCAUACUGGUGAAGGUGAUUUGGGUGGGCAGUGGAGCAUCAUCUUUAUAGUGUUAUCCUGUGCAAUUAAGGCUGAGUCCCUAGGUAAGAGGAUUUUAGACCAUACAGUGUAUUGAAAAGGUAGGGAAGUAGUGGGGUGGGAUGAAAAUGAAAGUGAAAUCACUCAGUCGUGUCCAACUCUUUGGGACCCCGUGGACUGUAGCCUACCAGGCUCCUCCCUCCAUGGGAUUCUCCAGGCAAGAGUACUGGAGUGGGUUGCCAUUUCCUUCUCCAGGAGAUCUUCCUGACCCAGGGAUUGAACCCGGGUCUUCCGCAUUCCAGGCAGACGUUUUAACCUCUGAGCCACCAGGGGAUGUUAUAUAGAAGAGCUUUUCUACAGGGAAACCUAUGGCUUAUUUCUCUUCCAGAGUGCCUCCUAUAAUCUUUACUCUGCCCUCCAGCCUCUGGACUUUGGGCUUGGUUGUGAAUUAUCAUUCAUUCUUGGGAGAUAUUAAUUAGAUUAUUUGGCUUAUUUUUGUACAAAUAUUUCUAAAUACUCAAGUAGUCAUUUGUUAUUCUACUUUCAGUCUUUCAUUUCCAUAAAUUAUUCUAGUUAACUGUUUAUCCUAAUAUUUUUAUAUAAUAAACAUAUAUAGUUGAAAGAAUACAAGUCUUGAUAUUUUCCUGAUCUAUACAUCUAAGGUCAGGAUUUUUACUGGUCUCAUGAUUUGACUUCAUGUAAUUACAGAAUUUGAAGAGGUAUUUUCAGUUCAGUUCACUCAGUCGCGUCCGACUCUUUGCAACCCCAUGGAUUUCAGCAAGCCAGGCCUCCCUGUCCAUCACCAACUUCCAGAGUUUACUCAAGCUCAUGUCCAUUGAGUCA